AAUGCAGUGGUAUGGUUCUCCGUGUUCCAUUUCGCCGGUAGGUGCAUGUGAAGCAUCGAAAUCCUCAGGCUGUCCAUGGAGGGUUUUAUUGUCUUCUUCCAAUUCAAGGCCGAAGGGUGAUCGCUGUUGUUGCACGGUAUCGACGCCCUGGACAGUUGGAGUAUAAAGCAUUCAGUAUUUUUGUGCGCGAAUAUGCAGAGAUAUUGGGUUUGGGUGAGAAUUUGAUAUGGGCUGUACGCGAUGAUUUAGUUAAAUGGUUGGAUGCUCUUGUGCAUAAUUCAUUUAUGCGCUACAGUGCUGCAGGUGUCGAACGGUGUUGGUAUAUCAAGCACAUGUCUCAGCUCUAUGUGUUUGCACCAACUAUGCUAUUGCCUCAAGGUUUGCGUGCUUCUUUCGAAGGCAUUGGUAGGACUACUUGGAUUUUGAUAAGACAUGGAUGUAAAGCUUGGCCUAUUCAAGUUGUGGAUGGUGUGAUGCGGAAUGGUUGGCAUGAGUUCCGUACGGCCCAUGCCAGGACAACUAAUUACAUGUACAGGCUUAUUUUAGCAUGUCAGCGGAGAUGGAUUUUCAAUGCAAUAAUUCUUGAUCAAAAUGAUCUUGAAGUCUCGUAUGAUUGGACAAUGUUACUAAAUGAACAUUGGCGUGAAUUCCAUGCUCUUCAGGGUCAUAUUGUGACUGCUUGUCUGCCAUCGACAAUUCAACAAAAUCUCCUGCUCAUGAAGUCUGGAUAUUGGUGCAUGCCACAAACGAAUAAUCUUCUGGACUUUCAGGGUAGGCUUCAGACUGUGCUUGACGAUCUAAAUCUGGAGGUUAUUUCACUUCAACUCUAUGAUUAUGUGUUCAUUACUAUGUUACCAAAUCUUGACGUUAGAGUUGUCAUCCUUGAUACUGCAAAUGAUAGGGAGAGGAUUUAUGACUGGCUUUAG
This is a messenger RNA of Rhododendron vialii, 926 nucleotides long. RefSeq lists its product as uncharacterized. The record is from RefSeq and is a predicted model, not a curated record. Lineage: Eukaryota; Viridiplantae; Streptophyta; Magnoliopsida; Ericales; Ericaceae. Bases 285 to 926 code for a protein of 213 amino acids. The transcript is spliced from 6 exons.